AUGUGCGGUGAUCGUGUUCCAAUGGUUAUCGCACGACUCGACGGUCUCAUCCGGCACCAGAAAGAUGGUACGAUUCACUGCAGGGGCAAGGCCAUUAACAUUCUUAAUUUCAGUGUCCGCUGAACUUCUGGCCGCAGCUGCUGCAGCUCGUAAGAAGUCUUCAGGCUCGGCGACCGGCGAUUUGCUCAAUGCUCACAAAGGUGGAAGCGGACAAUCCAGAACUCCCCCGGCUCCGAGAAGAGCGGCUAACAGAAGACAGAGGGCCGUCAGUGACUUCGGAGCGAUAGGAGAUGCUCUGCCGACUCUCGAUGGAGAUAAUCUGAUCAACAUCAAGGCGAUUUCGGGACUCCAUUUGGAUGAAUCAGAUGAAGAAAAGGGCGAGUACCGUCUGCCGACUACCUCGAUGUACGCGUUCGAUCGAGAUGAUGAUCUGCAGCAGUCGGUUAAGGAAACGAAGAAAACGACCCCGGAGCCAAAGGGCGGAGAAAUCCGAAAAUACCGUUACGCAAGACGUUCCAACCUGGAAAUCGCGGAAGAAAUUGAAGAAGAGCCUGUGGAUUCCUCAGACGACGAAGAACAUAUAGACGAGGGAAAACGCGUUAUCGACGUACGAAUUCAACCUAAGUCCAAUGCUCAACUUGUCAUUUCAGGUCGAGCUUGAGAGAAACGAAAACGGAUCUCUCGGUGUGCAAAUCGCUUCGCUCGGUGGCCGUGUUUGCAUCAAGCAGCUCACUUCCGAACCUGCCAUUUCUCAUCCAGAUAUCCGUGUAGGAGACGUACUCCUCUACGUAAAUGGAAUUGCCGUCGAAGGAAAAGUUCAUCAGGAAGUGGUUUCGAUGCUCCGUGGAGGCGGCGAUCGGGUUGUGCUCGGAGUGCAGCGACCGCCGCCGGCUUACUCGGACCGCGCGAGUGUCUCUCCGGCUUCCGCGCAACUGAUUUCAGUUAUUUUGCAAAAGAAACCAAUGGGAACUUUAGGUGCGAAUCGGAGCAGUGUUCAUUGACAAUAUUGCUGUGUUUCAGGAUUGUCGUUGGCAAAGAGAACCAUGAGCGACGGCAUCUUCAUCAGAAACAUUUCUCAAGAUUCGGCAGCCGCCCACGAAGGAACACUGCGAGUCGGCGACCGACUCAUCUCCCUGGACGGAGAACCCGUUGACGGAUUCACUCCGGCGACGAUUCUGGAAAAACUGAAACUGGUGCAAGGUCCGGUUCAAAUCACAGUAACGAGGGAUCAGGCCUCGGACUAA
Caenorhabditis sp. 36 PRJEB53466 is the source of this 1244-nucleotide messenger RNA. Lineage: Eukaryota; Metazoa; Nematoda; Chromadorea; Rhabditida; Rhabditidae. The record is from the annotation of a GenBank genome assembly.